Molecule: messenger RNA, 1350 nt
Organism: Oldenlandia corymbosa var. corymbosa
Lineage: Eukaryota; Viridiplantae; Streptophyta; Magnoliopsida; Gentianales; Rubiaceae
Source: the annotation of a GenBank genome assembly
AUGGGCGUAGUUUCAACGUCGGGGAAGAGCUUCCAAAUAAUGAGGCAAAUGCCGAAGUUAAUUCCUCCAGCAAGACCAACCCCACGUGAAAUAAAGCUUUUAUCUGACAUUGACGAUCAAAGUGGGCUGCGAUGUCAAGUUCCCUUUGUAGGUUUUUACAGAAAAGAAGAGAAUCACGAUGGUGGUAAUAACAAGGAAGAUGAUCCUGUAAAGAUUAUCAAAGCGGCUCUGGCAGAGGCAUUAGUAAUUUACUACCCAUUUGCUGGGCGAUUGAUAGAAAAACCCGGAAACAAACUCGCGGUCGACUGCACAGGUGAAGGCGUGAUGUUUAUCGAGGCGGAUGCGGACGUGACACUGGAAGACCUCGGCGAGCUUCAACCACCGUACCCCUACUUUGAGGAGAUAUUGUACGAUGUUCCUGGCUCCAGCGGAAUUCUCCAUACCCCUUUGCUUCUGAUACAGGUAACCCGUCUCCGAUGCGGCGGUUUCAUAUUCGCCAUCCGCCUGAAUCACACCAUGUCAGAUGGUUGUGGGAUCGGCCAAUUCAAAAAGGCCGUCGCCGAAAUUGCAAGAGGAGCCGCCGUUCCGUCUGUAACUCCGGUGUGGAGGAGGGAACUUCUGAACGCCAGAGAUCCUCCCAGAAUAACUUGCAUCCACCCAGAAUACGAUGUCCCUGCCUCCUAUUCAACCGCAAAAAACCCGUUCGCCACGAUUAGUGACUUGGUCGAUACAUCCAUCUUCUUUAGCCCUGCCAAAAUCUCCGCCCUACGGACCUUGCUUCCGGCUGACCUCCGCCUCAAAUGCUCCGAUUUCGAUGUCCUCACCGCCUGGAUUUGGCGUUCCCGGACUCGCGCCCUCCAACCCGAUCCACAAGAGGAAGUCAGGCUCAUGAUUUCCGUGAACUCCCGUUCCCGAUCCAACCCGCCUUUGCCGGAAGGGUACUACGGUUGCGCAACCGCCUUACCGGUGGCGCUGGCCACGGCGGAAGGGCUGAUCGAGAACCAACUCGAGUACGCAGUGGAUCUGGUGAUGAAGGCCAAAUCACGAGUGACGGAGGAGUAUAUGAAGUCGGUGGCCGAUUUGAUGGUUCUGAAAGGGCGGCCAGGAUUGAUGGUGGCCUCCACGUUCUACAUAUCGGACUGGAGAAGGCUUCGGUACGACCAAAUUGAUUUCGGCUGGGGAAAACCGAUUUACUAUGGCCCGGCGAAACUUCGGCCACAGAUGAAAAUACUUUCCUAUUACACUUGGAAAAAGAACAAGCAAGGGGAGGAAGGAAUCAGUGUUUUCUUAUGCUUACCAAAAUUUGCCAUGGAAAAGUUUACCGCAGAUAUUGAUAGGAUUGGAGGGUGA